Apis laboriosa (Himalayan honeybee) is the source of this 553-nucleotide messenger RNA. RefSeq lists its product as uncharacterized. Lineage: Eukaryota; Metazoa; Arthropoda; Insecta; Hymenoptera; Apidae. The coding region runs from base 33 to 524 and encodes 163 amino acids. The transcript is spliced from 3 exons. The record is from RefSeq and is a predicted model, not a curated record.
UCUAUUCAUGUCUAUAUUUAUCACGGACAGAAAUGUCGUAUUCGUCUUCAUUGUCUGGUUUUGUAAUACCAAUCAUUAAUAGUCAGCCUAAAUCGUAUUUAAGUAGUGUAAACACAAAUAUUUUUAUCGAAUCGGAAAGCAAACGAAUGUGCGAAGGAAAAAACGAUAAUUCAAGAAAUUUACUAAUUAUUGGUUACAAUAGUGAAAAAUACGAAGAAUACGAAAAGGAAUACAAAACAAUGGGAUCUGCAGAAACUACUCACCUUUUUUGUGACAAAUCGAUUUAUGAGGCUGUACAAUUUGGCGGAUCCAAACAGAAAAAAGACACAGAAUUAGCGAGCGAUAAUUUUAAAUAUUAUACAAUUGAUCCAAUAUGUAUGAACAUUCGUCUCUGCAUAUUUUGGUUUUUAUGGGCAAUGUUAAUAGUAGUAAUUAUUAUAUCCAUUUUAUCUCAUUGCUGCUUCAUUUCAAAAAUAUGUCACAAUACCGAGGAUAUAGUUAUUGUAAAUGUAACAAAUACAUAAACUUUCCAAAAUUUGAAUUAAUAUAAUAU